UGGAAUGGGUAAAGCAUUUAAGUUUGAAAGCAGGCCGUUGAAGACGGGGAGCGAGCUAGUGAAUAAUCGUGUUUAAUUGUGCGUUGACGGAGAGUUGAGAGCAGGAAAUGUCUUUUCCGCGAGCGAAACGAUUUACGGAAAAACCAAGUUGUGCACCACCACCAGGAAGUUAUGAUCCAAAAUUUGAUUCUAAAGUCAAGGGGUUGGUCAUAGAGAAAAGUGAAAGAUUUACUGAUCUCAAACCACAAGUUGCAGGAGCUGAAAAUCCCAACACUUCAAUAAAAAACUGCAGUUCAUCCUCACUGCCUGUGUUUCGUACUCCACAACCACCAAGGAAACUAAGAGAGAAUUCCCAGAGAUCCAGGUCCCAAACCACUGGAUUGCAGCAUGCUGGUAAAAAGGACAGUGCGACAGAUACAGAAGACAUUGACACACAGUCAGAUGAUGGCUGCUUCAACUGUGAUGGCAAAAGGAGACUGCGAUUUGAUAGCAUGGACAGAUCAUUUACCAGUGAAAAAAUUGAGGAAUUGUCAAGAGAAUUGAAAGAAUGUAGAAGUAGGUGUCUGUCAUUAGAGGUUGCAAUUUCUCAAUUGGAAAUUGACAAAAAGAAUUUAAGCAGUAUUCAAAAUGAAAUGACUGAAGAGUUAUCCAAAAAUAAAUUGUCCCUACAGAUAAGUCAAGAUAAAUGUUGUGUUUUGAAUAAUGAGCUUGAACUGAUGAAAGAAACAUUGCAAGCCGAAAAGAUAAAAUAUCAGGAACUCAAGAAUUCACAUGAUGAAGAGUACAGGAUGCUGGAAGAAUCCCACAGGAGACUUAAUGAAACUUUCAAUGAUCUUAAACAGGGUUCAGAAAAAUUGCAACGUGACUGGGAAUCUCAAGUGUUGGAAGAGAAAGCUAUAAAUUCUGACUUAUCAUCGAAGGUUGCACAAAAACAGCAGAUGAUACUUAUGUUACAGGGUGAACUUUCAUCAUUGGAAGUUGAGUUUGAGGACUGCAAAGCAGAACGUGAUAAAAUGGUCAGUGAGCAUAACAUAGAAAAGGCUGCAUUGCUGUGUGAAUAUAGCAAAAAUAUUGAAAAGCUUGAAAAACAGAUAGAACAGAUAGAAAGCAGGCAUUCUGUAGAAAAGCUUGCUCUUGAGGAACAGCUUAGGAACUUGGAGACAGAUUGCACAGAAUAUAAGAUGGCAAAAACUAGUUUGGAAGCUGUGCUGAGUGCCAAGGAAAUGGAGGUCUCAGAGUUGAUUGCAGAGUGUGAAAUCCAGAAAGCAGAGUAUGCUGACAUGAAACUGAAACAUGAUAAAGAUUUUAAGAUCUUAUUAGAGCAGUUUCAGAACUUAAACGAUACAUUUUCGUAUAUAAAUAGAUUUUCUGAGGAAUGUGCACUGAAACUAAAAGAAAUAAGUUUAAAGUAUGAAACAUUGAUAAAGCACAUUUUGCAACUGCAUAGCAAUAAAGUCAAGGAGCUGGAGAAUUAUAUGGACUUGAAGAUAGAAGGUAUGAAGAGAGACUCAGAAAAAACAAUUUCUGAUUUAGAGGAAUCAGUUUUGCUGUUAAAGAAAGAAAAAGUCGAUACUGAGGACAAGUUAGCCUUGAAAACUGAAGAACUCCAUAGAAUAUCUGCUGCUUUAGCUGUGUUACAGGAUGAAAUAGGUCAGAUUACAGCCACACGAGAUGAACUUCGAGUUUCAAAUGUUGAGCAGCAGGUAACAAUAGCAGAACUGAAAGACAAAUUGGAUUCUGUAAGUGUGGAGCACAACUUGUGUAAAGAAUCGAUGGCAACUCUGAAAUGCUCCUUAGAAGCAUCCGAGGAUCAGAAUCGUAAAUUUGAAGUUGGCAAUAGAAAUCUUAGAGACAGCUUGCAGGCUCUAGGUGUUCGUCUUUUAGAAAGUGAGAAAGAUGUGGAGCAACUGACUGCGACAAGGGACCAGCUUGAAGCAGAAAAAGAAGAAUUAAUUGCAGAAGUGGCAGGCUACAAGGAGAAACUGAUCACACAAGAGGAAGAAUUACAAAAGAUCGAAAAAGAAAAUCUGAGGCAGAUAGAACAAAUCCGAAAUGAGCUGCUUGAGAAAAUAGAUACUUUAAAAUGUAAAUCAGUACUGAAAACUCAGAAUAUGCAGAGUAUGAGACAUGACGUAGAUUCAUUUGCUGGUCAACUUUCUAUGUUUACAGAAAAAUUGCAUCAAGUAAAUGAAUAUGUUGUACAAUUAGAAACUGCAUCACAAGAGCAAGAUGCAAACAUUCAAGAACUCCAGAUGCGGUUGCAGGCAAGUGAAAAAGAACUCUUACAAACCCAAAGUUCUUUGGAGCUGCAGGCAAAGUCCUACGAAGAACGCAUAUCCGAGCUAGAGGAUGCACUGAAGCGGUCAGAAGCAGAGAUUGAUGUUAUUGCUGAAAAAUUGGAUCACCACAAAGAAUGUGCUCAGAAACAGAUUGGUCAGCUUAUGCAGGAACUUGAAGUAAACAGAGACUUUUCUCAGAAAUCAGCACAGCAUAUAGUUGAUUUAACAGCAUUAAAUGCAGAUAUUCAAGCUUGUGUAGAUAAUUUGUCAGUGCAAAACAUGGAUCUUAAAAGAAAUGUGGAAGUUAGUGGUAAUGAAAUAAUGGACAUAACUCUUCAAUUGAACUGUGCCUUACUAAAACAAAGCCAGUGUGAGACUGAACUUAAUAAAUUAAAACUGGAGAGAGACGAAAUCACAGUAAAUUUAUCAACACUGAAAAAAUGCAGUGAAGAACGUUUGAAGCAAAUAUCUAAUCUUGAAAAUAUAAAGAUUAUCAAAGAAAAGGAAAUAGAAGCAGCUGAGAGUAAUAUAGUCAGACUUCAGUGUGAAGUUGCUUCAAAAGAUGAGGCAAUUAGAGAGCUGAAAUCAGAGUUGGAUGAAUUUAAAGAAAGAUACAGUCCAGAAAAGUUUGAAGCUGCAGAAAAAAAGUUUCUUGAAGCAGAAAAUACUAAGUCACAGCUGAUGUCUCAAAUUCAGCAGCUUAAAGAUGAAAUUUCAGGUUCACUGUCAGAGCUUUCAACAAACAAGUUACUACUCGAAGAAAAAUCUCAAGAGCUUGAGAAACUGCAACUGACAAUUCAAGAUAUGCAAAAUAUUUUGAAUGACAAGCAGCAUGAAAUUGAUUGCCUUAGCCAAGAGAAGAAUGACCUCCAGCAGUGUAAGAUUUUGGCUGACAAAGAGUUGGCAAAAGCAGAACAAGAAAUAAAGUUUCUGAAAUUGUCAGUUAAGAAACUUGAAACAGAAACAAAAAAUAAUAUUGAUAAAUGUAAACUUGCUGAGCUUGAAAACACUGUGGUGGAAUUGAGAUUGAAGUUGACGACUGCAGAGGACCAAUUUAACAGGCAGUUGCAAGAAUAUGAAGAAAGAGCUCUACGUGCAGAGAGACAGUGUUGUCAGCUAGAAGCUCUAGUGGGACCAUUCAGAAAGCAGUUGGAGAGUUUUCUGGCAGAACGAGGGGAAAUUCUACGAGGAAAAGAUGAAACAGAGGAUGAACUGCGAAAUCUAGCUCUGAAAUACGCUCAUCUACUUGGUCAUCAGAAUCACAAACAGAAAGUAAAAUAUGUUGUUCAGUUACAAGAGAAGAAUAUGGAACUUCGUGAGGAAGUGGAAAAACUGAGAUCACAGGCUCGUGCUCAGAAGGCUACAGUGGACAAAUUGAAGUCUGAAUUGACAGCCUCAGCCCGUAAAAAAGUGGGUACUACUACUGCAGCCAGGCAAAUUCUUAAGAAUAGGGAUAACAGUCCCGGGAAGAAACCUCCAAAGGGAAAAGAUGGUGGUGAUGUAAGUCCUGCACGGCAUGUACCUGUGGGAAAAGAGAACAGCCCCAUUCAUACUAACUUCGUAAGAAGUAAAGAAAAUGGUUCAUCAAACAUGUCACCUGUUGCAACGUCUACACCGAAAGCAUUCGUAGACAGAGGAAAUAAUGCCUAAAAGUAAUCUGAGCUUAUCAAUUUUGUAUCAUGCACUUGAUGUGUAAAUUUUUUUGCCCGCAAAUGUUAUUUAUUUUAAUUUUUAUUCAGUUGCUGAGGUUGAAUUGUGGUGGCUUAGUGCUAAAAAUUUCAUUUAAUUUAAUGGAUGAUUUUCUUUUUGUAAAAGAAGGCAGACGUUAACAAUUUCAUUCAGCAAUUAGCUGUCUAUGUACUUUUCAGGUGACAGUUCUUGUAACAUCUCUGGUUGCCAAAAAUUUAUGACUCAAUUCUUCAAAAGAAGUGAGGUGUCCUGGCUUAGCAAUAGAAUAAUUUGCUUUGAAGAUAACAAAUACUCAAUAACAAAAUAAAAAAAUGGAGUAACUACCACAAUUCACCAAUUGCAAAAUAUUUAAAGUGUGGUGUAAUUUUAAUAUUAGAAUUAUCUCUGUGUGUGUGUGUGUGUGUGUGUGUGUGUGUGUGUGUGUACAAUUCACCAAUUGCAAAAUAUUUAAAGUGUGGUGUAAUUUUAAUAUUAGAAUUAUCUGACUGUGUGUGUGUGUGUGUGUGUUUGUGUGUGUGUGUGUGUGUGUGUGUGUGUUUGUUUGUUUAAAGGAAAAAAGACUGACAACUUGCUUCCAUAAAUUUACUGUGUUAUUUACCUUACAUUCCAGUGUAAUAACUGGUUUUGUUAUAUGCCAAAUUAGUGUGUAAGAAUUCUGUGUAAAUACUUGACUGCAUUGUGCUGUCUUUACUAAAUCAUAGUGGCACAUAUUUUUACUGAGAUUGAUGCUGUCAUUUGAAGCUUGUAAAUGGGCGUUAAGAUUUUAGCAUCAGACAAACCUACAAUGUUGGUUUUUAGUAAAUUUGUAUGUGUUGAUAGUUGUACAUUUAUGUGAUCAUGGACGUUCAAAUGUAACAUUUACUGGAGGCUGCCCAUUCAAAGAAAAAGUUCCAGCAUAGGGUGAUAAGUUUUUAUUUUUAUAUUGUAAUAAAUUUGUUGAAUGCACAGCUGUAUUGGCUGUGACAUCAGUGUAUACAAUUUUUUGUGUCUUUGUAUUUUUUAUUUGAUAUAUCUUGUUUCUGUGUGUGGUCUGGGAGUGAGAAUCAAACCUUUGUUAAGUCACAUUACAGUGAUGGUCAUUUGGUUUGUGAUAACAGUCCAUUCUCAUAAUGUGUGCUAAUGUUUCUUGGCUUUCAAUAAAGAAGGAAAAAGAAGAAGGGACAUAAUGUCUGUACGAAUGCUGCUGUUCGCAACACAUUUCAUUUUAAUUGUAGCAGUAUGUCAGAGGCUGCAAAAGAAUUACAUCAUUUCACUAGAUUUAUAUGACAGCAGUUUAUAAAAGGUGGAAUUGCCACAACAAUGUGUUCUGUAACCACACUUACUUGAGUACUCCCAUUUAUCACUAGAGCCAAUGGAAAAUAAUGGAAAUAGUCAAGAUAACCACUUAGGUGAGUGAAGUUGAGGCACUGAACUGUUGGACAAGCUCACAAACAAAUUGGACACUGCUAACCUUUCGGACAAGUCAUGCUUAAGAAGAGCUCACACACACAAUCUUUCCCAAUUAGUCUUAUUAUUGCAUCUUUGGAUGAGGACUCUGUGGGAAGACUCGGUGUUUAUAAUUUUGUUUAUUCCAGUAUCAAACUAAAUUCAGUAUUUUGUUUUUAAGACAUUGACAUCUACUAGCUGGUCUAUCAAAGAUGUUGUUCAUUACAUAGCUAACUAUUCAUCCAUUUGAAUAAAUGUGUUCUGUUUAUUAUUGGAAGUGAUUAAUUUAAUAUUUAUAAUAUGCCUGCAAUAGCUGAACAUCAGUAAGAGAAGGUUCUAUAAAAUAUGCUACUAAAAAACCUUUUUCUAGCUUUUCCCCUUCACGUUUAAGAUACAUAAAAGUUGUAAAUGUAAUUAUACUUUUGCAUAUUCUGCAGCAGACGUCAAAGACGAAAGAUGAGGAGAUUCCAUAAUUCUCAGGCGUAACUCUCACAAGU
Messenger RNA from Schistocerca piceifrons (Central American locust), 5890 nucleotides. RefSeq names its product hyaluronan mediated motility receptor-like. The transcript has 5 exons. Gene Ontology annotation, molecular function: hyaluronic acid binding. NCBI's taxonomy places the organism in Eukaryota, Metazoa, Arthropoda, Insecta, Orthoptera, Acrididae. The coding region runs from base 108 to 3929 and encodes 1273 amino acids. The record is from RefSeq and is a predicted model, not a curated record.